GACAUAAUCGGAAAACCGGAAAAGGAAAUAAGGGAAAUUUUCACAAACUAAGUGAAAUCGUAUAAAGUAAUUGUUAUCUACAAUAAUUCAUAUCUUAAAUUGCUACAUAAGAGUUAAUUAAAACAACGUUUGGAAUGUGAAGUUAUGCGUCUAAACGUGCAAAUAAAAAGAAAAAUAAGAACAUCUCAAUUAAUAUAAAAUAACCUAAAAAUUUUGACAUCUUUAACCUAAAAAUGUGUAGGACAUUUGGAAAAAAAGAAUAAUUUCCUUUAAUUACGAUUAGUAUAACUAAUAAAACAUGUCGUUCUGUUUACGUAGUAUUAACAAAACUAUUCAGCACACAAUUGCAACUUCUAGAUGGAAUUUGUAUCCAAUUUUAAGUCAAGUUAAAGUGUUUUCGUCUCCAAAAAUUAUAAUAGGAAACAGUACAAGGAAUACAAGUUUCUUUAACAAAUUACCUGCUGAUCACUUGUGGAAAGGAAUAACCUCUGUAAGUAAUGCAGGCAAGAAAAGAGGAAGAGGUAAAACAUUGGCUCGAAAGAAAGAUCUUAAUCGCGGACAAGUUUUGGGACUCGGAAAAGCGAAUAUGCUUUGGCCUGGUCUAUCUGCACCAAUAAUACGUGGUAAAGAAUUGGUAGAAAGGCAGCAAUUACCAGAAGAUCCAGAAAGGGAAAAGAAACUUAUUCAACUAAGGGAUAAAAUGGGUGCACUUAAAUCAUACAAAUUAAGUCCUUUAGAACGAGGUUGGUCAGGCAAUAAAAUGCCUGGCAGAAGUAUUGGACCACCUGACCCAAUAGGAGAAGAUAAAUUUGAAGGUUUUGACACCAAAGUAAUUGAAUUUAAAAUUGUCUUUAAUAUGAAAGGGAAUUUUGGUAGAAAGAGAAGGCAGUCUACUUUUGUUGUAACAGGUAACAAGAAUGGUUUAGCAGGCUUUGCAACAGGAAAAGCUAUAGACCCCAAAGCUGCUCUCAGAAAAGCUAAAAAUAGAGCAGGACAAAAAUUGAUGCAUAUUGAUAUUUUCAGAGGACAUACAGUUAAUCACGACUUUUUUACCCAAUUUGGUGCUACAAAAAUUUAUGUAAGUCAGAAACCUGAAGGAUAUGGCCUUGUGUGUCAUCGAGCUAUAAAAACAGUUUGUGAAGUGAUUGGUAUAAAAAAUCUGUAUGCUAAAGUUGAAGGAUCAACAAAUGUGCAGCAUAUUGUUAAAGCGUUCUUUUUAGGUCUUCUAAGACAGAAAACUCAUCAAGAAAUUGCAAACGAUAAACAACUACAUCUAGUUGAAUUUUCAAAAGAUAACGAGUAUUAUCCUAAAGUACUUGCGUCGCCGACUGUCUGCAGAAAAGCAGAUGAAAUUCGCCAUCAUGAAGUCAUGGAUUUUACACAGUACUGUUAUGAUGGAAGAAUUGUGUUGAAGAGGAAAAAAUUUCCCAUAUUUUACACUAAACAUAAAUCGUGGGAAGUUCAUUUGAAGAAACAAGAAUACUUGAGGAAUUUGGACAAAACACAAACCUAUUUGAGAGCUGAAUAUGGAGAACUUAAAAGCUUCUUAACUGAAAAAUACCCAGAAUGUAGGCCCCACAAGGUCCCUCCAAAAGAAAAAACUAGUGAAGAAGAGUAACUGAUUAAAAAUUAUUUUAUUUUGGUUUUUGUGUAA
This is a messenger RNA of Agrilus planipennis (emerald ash borer), 1654 nucleotides long. It is a transcript of the gene mRpS5, whose product is annotated as 28S ribosomal protein S5, mitochondrial. Gene Ontology annotation, cellular component: ribosome. NCBI's taxonomy places the organism in Eukaryota, Metazoa, Arthropoda, Insecta, Coleoptera, Buprestidae. The transcript is spliced from 6 exons. The record is from RefSeq and is a predicted model, not a curated record. Gene Ontology annotation, molecular function: RNA binding; structural constituent of ribosome. Gene Ontology annotation, biological process: translation. Bases 299 to 1618 code for a protein of 439 amino acids.